Molecule: messenger RNA, 1283 nt
Organism: Sphaeroforma arctica JP610
Lineage: Eukaryota; Ichthyosporea; Ichthyophonida
Product: uroporphyrinogen decarboxylase
Exons: 10
Coding region: 117-1187 (356 amino acids)
Biological process (GO): heme biosynthetic process
Cellular component (GO): cytosol
Molecular function (GO): uroporphyrinogen decarboxylase activity
Source: RefSeq, a predicted model, not a curated record
AUCUUGGGGGCUCUGUGAUACAUGCAGAAUUCAGUAAAAUUGAUCACUAUAAUUAUAUACGCUGACUGUAUUAUUAUUUUUUGCCAUAACAUAGCAACAAGGCACUGAAAAGCAUAAUGACUAACGAGUUAAAGAAUGAUCUACUGCUUCGUGCAGCUCGAGGCGAGCAGACCGAAAGGGCGCCUGUUUGGGUUAUGCGUCAGGCCGGCAGAUACCUCCCAGAGUUCAUGGAGGUACGAAAAAGCUACGAUUUUUUUACCAUGUGCCGGACACCAAAGGUUGCAGCGGAGGUUACCAUGCAACCUCUCAGAAGAUUUCCUCUGGAUGCCGUAAUUAUAUUCUCGGAUAUCCUUGUCAUUCCUCAGGCGUUAGGUAUGACUGUGGAGAUGAUUCCUGGUAAAGGCCCUCACUUUCCGGAACCAUUGAUAACACCUGAGUGCAUGAAGAAACUGACGGCCAAACCCGAUGUUAAAGCGACUCUAGGAUACGUUUCAGAAGCUAUCAAAGAGACUAAGAGGCAAUUAGACGGCCAGGUGCCUCUUAUUGGGUUCUGUGGUGGUCCGUGGACACUGAUGGCGUAUAUGGUCGAAGGCGGAGGCAGUAAAACGUUCAGCAAAGCGAAGGCUUGGCUUUACAAGUAUCCCGUUGAGAGUUUGGAGCUCCUGUACAUGAUUGCCGAUCUAUCAAUCGACUACCUCGUUGAACAGGUUCGCGCCGGUGCCAAUAUACUUCAAGUCUUUGAGUCAUGGGCCGGUGAACUAACACCCGUGCACUUCGCGAAAUACUCCUUGCCACUGUUGAGUCACAUCGCAUCCAGUGUUAAGACGAAACUUGCCGCAGAAGGUCUUACCGUCGUGCCAAUGACUGUCUUUGCAAAGGGAGCGCACUAUGCUCUUGAAGAUCUGGCGGAGUCCCCUUACGACGUGAUUGGUCUAGACUGGACUAUGGAUCCAAAGGAAGCUAUCCGUCGCACCGGCGGCAAAAAAACUCUACAAGGAAAUAUGGAUCCGUGUGCCCUUUAUGGUUCAACUGAGACAAUCGCAGAGGUGGCUUCAGAUAUGGUCGCACGAUUUGGUGGAGGCAAGGGCCGUUACAUAGCCAAUAUGGGACACGGCAUGAAUCCCGACCACCAGCCCGAUCAUCUUGGAGCUUUCAUCGCCGCUGUGCAAGGUUCGUCAUCAAAGUAAAAAUUAUAGUAUAAACGAUACGUUAAUUUAGUGAAUUGACAAUAAAGAUCAAUUAGUUGUUCUUCUUUGAUAUGAAAGACUUAUCUUUAGUGCCUG